Molecule: messenger RNA, 474 nt
Organism: Aspergillus puulaauensis
Lineage: Eukaryota; Fungi; Ascomycota; Eurotiomycetes; Eurotiales; Aspergillaceae
Product: 60S ribosomal protein L28
Exons: 5
Coding region: 1-474 (157 amino acids)
Biological process (GO): translation
Cellular component (GO): cytosolic large ribosomal subunit; ribosome
Molecular function (GO): structural constituent of ribosome
Source: RefSeq, a predicted model, not a curated record
AUGGCCGCCGAAAGAUCGAACGUUUCCAGCGACCUCAUCUGGCAGCUCACCCGCAACCAGAACGCUUACCUGGUCAAGCGUAACAGCAAUGGUGGUGUCCAGUUCUCACGCGACCCCCUCAACGUCUUGAACAAGCACUCUUUCAAGUACGCCGGCUACUCCAACACCAAGGCCGUCGGUGUUCAGCCUGCCGAGAAUGGUGGAGUUGUCGCUAUCACCAAGAAGCCUGGCACCUCCCAGCAACCUGCCAAGAGCCUGGCAACCGUGACCUACGGGCCCAACGCCUCCAACCGCAAGGUCUACAAGGGUGUUGCUGACAGGACUGCUAAGGGUGGCUAUCGCGCUGACCUCCGACAAGAUGCAGUUGCUCGUGUGAGUGCGGUUCGCCGCUCCCAGAAGGCUAAGAAGGAUACCCCCGCCAGAAAGCCCCGUGGAGCUCAGGCCAGGAAGGCUACCGAGGAGGAGUCUGCAUAA